UAUAUAUAUAUAUAUAUAUAUAUAUAUAUAAUUCUUUCUAAAGCCCUUUUCCCUACCUUUCCCUAUAUCCUCAAUUCUCAUUGCAGAAAUAUGGAGGGCACCCAUCUGAUCUCAUCCAACAAUAAUGAACCCCCCAACAAAUCCAGUUGCCGGAAUAUUCUUUCAUCCUCGGCAAAAACAAACGUGGUUUCUAGUUCUUCCACUGAGAAUUCACCCAUCAGGUUACAAAACUUGAGUGAACCUGCAGAUGAUUAUGAAGAAGAAUUGCAAGCUCAAACCUUCUCUCAACCUAGCUCAUCAUCAUCAUUAUCAUUUUCAUCAGCGACUAGUCCUACACAACAUGAAAAGGAGAAGAAGAGUGGAAGAGAAAGAUUAAAGAGGCAUCGAGAAGAGGUGGCUGGACAGGUAAAGAUACCAGACACUUGGAGUCAAGAGAAUUUUCUUAUGGAAUGGAUUGAUUAUUCUUCUUUUGAUAAGCUUUUAGCUCCUAAUGGAAUUGCAUCGGCUCGUGAAGCAUUAAUGGCUGAUGGACGUUGAGCUGGAAGCUCUCAAAGAUUGAGGAUAGAAAGUAGGUGUUAUUGAAGUUAAUUAAUUAUAAUAUUUCAUCUAAUUUCCUGUUUGGGAUUUAGUGUACGGAACAAGAUGAGCUUAUAGCUAGACUCCGCACGUUUUCGUCUGCAGUCUUUGAAUCAUGCAUGAAAUCUUGAAUUUCUGAGGUCAUAUGUAUGGUUGCAAAUAAAUAGAAGUGGAAGCAUAUAUAUGUGAUCCUUAAAUUAAUUAAAAUUAUUUGUGUUUUUAUGAGA
Molecule: messenger RNA, 803 nt
Organism: Hevea brasiliensis (rubber tree)
Lineage: Eukaryota; Viridiplantae; Streptophyta; Magnoliopsida; Malpighiales; Euphorbiaceae
Product: protein BIC2-like
Exons: 1
Coding region: 91-537 (148 amino acids)
Biological process (GO): blue light signaling pathway
Source: RefSeq, a predicted model, not a curated record